AUGGAAAAACGACCACGAAUUCCGGAGAUUCUGCCGCAUCAAAUUGCUCCCACAGCAAGACAUCUACCAGAUGACGUCACAGUUUAUUUAGACCCAGAAGAAGCGGCGGGCACGAUUCAGAGGGUUUAUCGGGGCUAUCGAACCCGGAGAGAGCUCCAGGGGCUGGGUGUCACCGCUUCACUUCGAUGGUUCGGGGAGCUCGAAGGCUUGAGACAAGCACCUCGGGAUGAUUUCAAAGGUCCCAAUUCGUCUAGCGACGAUGAUUGUAUCAGCCCAGCGCGUAAGCAUUGGCACCGGGCAGUCGAUGUUGCAAUGCGAGCCAGUAAAGAUGAUGAUCAACUGGUGAAGCAGAAUGGAAGUGAUCUCAAUGAAGGCCACAGCAUAUUUUCCAAGGCGUCCCCAAAAACGAUGGACUUGCAAUACUUUCUUGAAAUGGUGGACGCAAAGCAUCGGCAUGGGAGCAACCUUCGUGUUUACCAUACUGUUUGGAAGAGCUCGCCGUCCAGCGAAAACUUUUUCUACUGGCUGGAUUAUGGUGGAGGAAAGAAUGUUGAACUACCACAAUGCUCACGCGAGCAACUUGAAAAAGACCAAGUACGCUAUCUCUCUCCCGAAGAGCGGUUCCAUUACUUGGUUGAAGUAGAUGAUGCUGGUUUAUUCCGUUGGGCGAAGAACAACGAACUGGUUGAAACUGAUAACAGCCGAUUUCAAGACAGUCUACACGGGGUCGUUCCCGUUGUAGAUGAUGUAUCUCAGUAUGAAGACAACGUCGACUCUGGAUCUAUUUCUUCACAAUCAGAUUCUGCCUCACAUCUAUCAUCGUCGCUAUUGUCGCCUAGCUCCAGGAACAAUGAAGAUGGCGAAUUCAGCACAUUAACUCAGGAAGAUGAUGAACUAAACAAGGCCACCAAAAGAUUUUGCCGCAUCCGACCUGCUGCGGUUUACGACCAUUUUGCUGGUAGCCUCUCUAUAAAAGAUGGAAUGUGGAUAUUCGUCAGUUGUGCAGCUUCCCUGUGCUUGUGCGUCCGUGGCUAA
Penicillium macrosclerotiorum is the source of this 1035-nucleotide messenger RNA. Its product is annotated as IQ calmodulin-binding motif-containing protein. Gene Ontology annotation, molecular function: protein binding. Bases 1 to 1035 code for a protein of 344 amino acids. NCBI's taxonomy places the organism in Eukaryota, Fungi, Ascomycota, Eurotiomycetes, Eurotiales, Aspergillaceae. The record is from RefSeq and is a predicted model, not a curated record. The transcript has 3 exons.